AUGGCUGCACCACAACGACCGGGAGACAAGAGCCCUUACCAUUAUCAGAACAGCUCAAAUCCUAGACAAACCGCGCCCUACUCCAGACCGCCUGUUAAUGCCAUCAGUCCCAAUGUCAGUACCCGCCCCACAUUAUCUGGAGGCUCACAACCUCCUCUAUCGUCGGGAACAAGCGGCAGACCGUCAAGAUACAACCCUAGCGCGUCGGGGAGACCGUACACGUCAGUUGGUGGGCUCAGUGUAAAACCACGCUCGGGAAGCCGAUACAACCCAGAGCCUGGGUUCACAAUCUCUGGUCAGAGUAGUGGAACUGGCAUGCUCGAUUCCAGGCGCUUUUCUAAUGGUCCCCAUUCAUCAGCAACGUCUAGUCGUUAUAACUUGCAACAUAGUUCAGGAAAUCCUAAGCCAAACCACCAUGGUUACUACAACCCUCCUUACAAUCGGCGUCGGCCUUCAUCAGUUUCUGAUGGAUACGAAUCGGGACCACAUAGCUAUUCUGCGAGAAGCAAAUGGCGGGAAUCGUUUCCCAACUCCAAUUCGCUUGAUUAUGAAGGAUACAAUGCUGGUGUGUCUGGAAACUCCACAAAUAUCUCUUCCAGCAAGGCACUACCAUCAGCUUACAUUAAUCGCUACCACAAUAAUUCACAACCGUUUUCCAGUCGAUAUAGUCAUAAUAAAGAUGAACGCAGCUACAACGAAUCAAGUAGUGCAUACCACAAUAGCGAUACCAGGUUCGCCGAUAACCAGCAUUCGUUGGGAUCAAGUCUCAUAAAUUCCGUGCCGCAAACUACGCGCAAAAUUGAAGCUAAAGUUGCCUCAGAACACGAAAGAAUAGAUCUCAAAAAACAGAAACUCUCGGAGGACAGGAUGAAAUACGAAAAGAAUUUGAAUGACGAAACGACAGACAAUACGAGGGACGAUACUAGGGACGAUAUGCCAACCGUUGAGUCAAUUGGCCUUUCGGAUAACGAAAUUGACGAUAAUAAUAGUGCUGACGCGCCUGGCGAUUUCGCGAAGAUCAAGGCAGGUCCAGUUUCAAAUAAAUUGGAGGAGCCACCUACAAUAGAUGAAAUUCAACAGCAGCCCCCUUUAACAAAGCCUCUCUUGGAUCAGGAUAAGGUAACGCCUGCGAUCAAAGCAGAAUCGGAUGCCAAGGAAAAUAUCACACCUUCGAACCACUUGCCUCUCCCAGAAAAACAGAGACCGAUGACAGGAUAUAGUAAACCUCUCGAAGAUGUUGGUGGCUGCAUAUUUCCAAUGACCGAGCCAGAGAUGAAGCUUUGGGAGUUGAAGAAUCGUGACAGAAAUCAGAUUAUCAAAUGCCAGAGAUACCUUUUGAAAAACCCUAUAAUAUCUUUCAAAGAGUAUCCGUUCAUGUCUCAAAAUAUCCUGAUACAUGAACAAGCCAUAAAGCCAGUGCUUCUCAAAUCAUUAUCGAAGUUGAAAAACUAUGAAAGACUUAGAAAAUUACAACUGAAGAAAGAAUUCCUUGACCUCGAUCACAAAUGGGUUAAUAGUUGCCAGCGGCUACAAGAGAUCAGCAAGGAGGUUAAAAAGGAAGAAGUAGCUGAAAAAUCCGCAGAUCUACAGAGGGCAGAAUCUGAAAGGUCAAGGGAAAAAGAGGAACAAGAUCAACACAACCGCGCUGGCAGUAGACGUCGAAACAGAGCUGACUUUGUCGAUGACACAGAAAUAGAAAGUGUGUUGUUGCAGAUCGAUCCCGAUUAUAAGCAUCAUCAGUUCGCCGCACGAAUCCCCGCUAUGAUUAUUGACCCCAUCCAAAAGCUUGCAGUUAAAUUCAAGGAUGUAAAUAAUCUCGUCACCAAUAAAGACGCUUGGGCCACAAGAGUACGAAAGGAUGGUAUCGACACAUUCACUCCAGGGGAACAUGAAGCAUUUGUGGAGGCCUAUCUACUUUACCCAAAAAAAUUUGGAAGAAUUUCGCAGUACAUGGGCGGCCUUCGAAAGCCAGAAGAAUGCGUUUUACACUAUUAUAGAACGAAGAAGGAGACUAACUACAAACAGCUGCUCAUUGACAAGAAUAAGAAGCGCAAGAUUAAUACUGGUCGCAAACGGAAGGAGAAGGAGAGAGAAAGACUUAGUCCGGAAGCUUCUCUUGAAAACAAUGUUCAGGAUCUUGAGGUCAUGGCAGAAAAGAACGAGGUUAACUUGACAGAGGCGGAAAAACCUGUUGACGAGACCGAAUACGAGGAGGGUGAUCAAAGCGUUGAUUCGAGAGGGGCUGAAGUACAAUUUUCUGAAAAUGCUGUAAAAUCUGAUUUUGAAGAGACAGUACCUUCGAUCAGCAAAGCCGCAAUUGAUUUAAUCGAGCAUGAUUCACAGCCUGGGCAAGAGACGGAGCCAGAGAUUGAAACUAGAGUGGACACUGCACAAUUAGCAGUAGCAGUGGCUCAAUCUGCAACAGACGUUGCUGGCGACACUCCUCCUAUUGACCCAGAACAAGACGUGAAGGUCAACAAACGGAAAAUUCAAGAAAUGGAGGAAGUUACCAACGAUUUACCAAAUCUUCAACCAAUAGCUCCGGCUUUAGUUAGCGAAGCAAAGGAGAACUCGAGAAUGGAGGAUGCCCAGACUUCCCUUAACUCGGAAGAAAUAGAAAAAGGUCAACAGUCGAAAAAGAGGUCAAAACACAAUGACGGCUUUCACAAGUCAAGCUAUUGGAGCGUCAAAGAGACUAAUUUGUUUCCAGAGCUUCUUAAAGAGUUUGGCACCCAGUGGGCAUUAAUAUCUGAAAAGCUGGGAACCAAGUCUACUACUAUGGUGAGGAACUAUUUCCAAAGAAACGCAGAUCAAAUGGGUUGGCAAUCGCUAGUUGAGGGUCUCAAUGCCGGUCAAUCAACUGAAAAAAAUCUUGAAAAAGAGACCAGCGCGACUAUGGUAGAAGCUCAACACGAUGUAAUGCCAUUGCAGCAGAUUCCAUCAAUGCCUUCGCAGCAGAUCCCAUCCGUAAGCAUUUUCAAUCAGUCAAACCGUGACGCUACAACUCCAACGCAAGUGCCUACACAGACAACGUCGGAAUCCUUUUCUCAGCAAUCAACGCCGAAAGGGUUACCCCCGCCACGCUUGCCCUCCAUUCAACUCCACACGGACAGUGUUGGUGCUGAAAAACAAACAGUAGUCACGCAAGAAACUACGGCGGACCAAGGAUCAGGUCCCUCAGUGCACUUCGCACCGGAAGUUAGUGCUACCUCGAUAGUUCAUAGUAUCAAUCAGUCGUCCGGUCCAUCGUCAGCGACCUCAUCUCAGACAGGAAUCGGAAGCAGGAGGUCAUCUAUCAAAAGUCUACUUAAUAAUGAUCCCACGGAGUUUCAUAACCCACCCAUUCGGCAACCCGAGGCCAAGGAAUUGCCUUCAAACAGUCGAAAUGAAAUAUCUGGUGCUAACGUGAUUGUGCAGGAACUCCAGUCGUUGCAAUAUACAUCACCACCAGCGGAUGGACCCUUCGUCACUUCAUCGACCAGACCCGCUCCUAAGAAGCCUGGGUUUUUGUCUGCUAUUCUUAACGCGGCAACAUCUCCGGCAUCUCAGGCCCCCCAAGGACCUCCUAGGGUUUCCAUUAAUAAGUUUCCGGAACCUUCGACUGACUUACAUUCUGUUCAAAGACCGAUCUUACCUCCAGUGAGCGCUCACUCUAAUAUCUCCCGUGCUUCAAUUUCCGCGAAUUCCUCUCACACAGUUCCUACGAGGCCGCCAGAGUUCAAUUUUGCUAAUGAUCCCCUCGCGGCUCUGGCAGCCGUGGCCUCUGCUCCUGAGGCGUUGGCUUCUCUCGUACCGCCGGACGGUGGAGCACUUCACAACUCGUCCUCGAGGCAACAGUAA
Messenger RNA from Lachancea nothofagi CBS 11611, 3840 nucleotides. Lineage: Eukaryota; Fungi; Ascomycota; Saccharomycetes; Saccharomycetales; Saccharomycetaceae. The record is from the annotation of a GenBank genome assembly.